This is a messenger RNA of Conger conger (European conger), 6945 nucleotides long. RefSeq names its product phosphatidylinositol 4-kinase, catalytic, alpha b (gene pi4kab). The record is from RefSeq and is a predicted model, not a curated record. The coding region runs from base 61 to 6351 and encodes 2096 amino acids. Lineage: Eukaryota; Metazoa; Chordata; Actinopteri; Anguilliformes; Congridae. Gene Ontology annotation, cellular component: cytoplasm; plasma membrane. The transcript is spliced from 55 exons. Gene Ontology annotation, biological process: phosphatidylinositol-mediated signaling; phosphatidylinositol phosphate biosynthetic process. Gene Ontology annotation, molecular function: 1-phosphatidylinositol 4-kinase activity.
UUCACCCAACUUUCCAUUUCCCCACCAAUACAUCCAUCCAUUACCCCCGGAGAGGCAAAUAUGUCGGUAAAGGGGGGAGGAUCGCGGGGGUUCUAUUUUAGCACAGUUUUGUCCCUUGCACGGUCCUUAGCGGUGCAUCGACCAGCUCCUGUUGAAAAGGUUCAGAAGCUACAAUGCAUGUGUCCCGUGGAUUUAAGGGGCAUCUACCAGCUGGACGAGCGGCGGCGGGAUGCGGUCAUAGCCCUGGGUAUCUUUCUGGUGGAGUCCGGCUUGCAGUGCAAAGACGUCAUCGUCCCGUACCUGCUGGGCCUGCUGCAGGGCCUCCCGCGCGUGCAGUGGAUCGAGGAGAGCACGGGGAGAAAGGGCAGAGAAGUACUUCCCAUUGCAGAGAAUUUCAGCUUCUGCCUGGUCACCCUGCUGUCCGAUGUCGCCCAUCGAGAUGUCUCCUCACGUGAUCAGAUUUUGGAAGCCGUUGUGGACGUGAUGCAGACCUUCCUGGACAUGUGUCAGACUCCAGAGAACCGCGAAAAAGAGUACCUGUGCAGGUACACCGUGCCCUGUCUGCUGGGCGUGACGCGGGCGUUCGGGCGGUUCAGUAGCACGGAUGAGUCGCUGCUGUCCAAGCUCUUCCCGCGGGGCUCCCAGCAGGCCGUGCGUGUGGCCGAUGAGCUGGAGGGCGUGCGCCGCCGCUCCUUCAACGACUUCCGCUCCAUCAUGCCCAGCUCGCUGCUCACCGUCUGCCAGGGCGACGCACUGCGCAGGAAGACCAGCAGCACCUCCAACCUGUCCCAGGUCAGUCCAGGUCGCGGGCCGUCUCCCAGCUCCCCUCCCGGCCCGUCCUCUCAGUAUUUUGAAGGCUCGUAUCUCCCUGACGGCGGUGCCGUAGACCCUGAUUACUACUUCUCCACCAUCAGCUCCAGUUUCUCCCUCUCUCCUCUGUUCAUCGGCAGCGGCAGCGAGGAGUUCGACGUCCCGCUGGAGGUGCUGCGCCUCCUCCUGCAAAUGGUAAAGCGCUUCGUUUCCGAGGCCUUUCUGAAGACUCUGGACGCCACGCUGUCAGAGUACACUGAGGUGAAUCCUGGGGUGUCUCUGUUCUACCGGUCCUUUAGUGACCCUCUGUACGUGGCCAUGUUUAAGAUGCUGAGGGACACCCUGUACUACACGAAAGCGGACCUGCAGACGUCGUUUGUGAAGGAGGUGCACGACUUCGUCCUGGAGCAGUUCAGCAGCAGCCAAUCAGAGCUGCAGAAGAUCCUGCACGACGUGGAGCGUCUGCACAGCGAGCUGAAGCUCCGUUGCCAGGCCAACGCCGCCUGCGUGGACCUCAUGGUGUGGGCUGUGAAGGAUGAGCAAGGAGCUGAGAACCUCUGCACUAAGCUCUCGGAGAAGCUGCAGUCUAAGACCUCCAGUAAAGUCAUCAUCGCUCACAUGCCCCUGCUGCUCUGCUGUCUGCAGGGUCUUGGCCGGCUGUGUGAGAGGUUUCCUGUGGUGGCUCACUCCGUCACCACGUCUCUGAGGGACUUCCUGGUGGUGCCGUCCCCUGUGCUGGUGAAGCUCUAUAAAUACCACAGCCAGUACAGCACAGGUGCGGGCGAUAUUAAAAUCAGCGUGACCAAUGAGCACUCCCAGUCCUCCACGCUCAGUGUGCUGGCCAAUAAGAAGGGCCAGCCCUCCAUGUAUGAGCAGCUGAGGGACAUCUCCAUCGACAACAUCUGCAGGUGUCUGAAAUCGGGCCUGACGAUGGACCCUGUGAUCGUUGAAGCAUUCCUGGCGAGCCUCUCCAACCGCCUGUACAUCUCCCAGGAGAGCGACAAGGAGGCCCACCUGAUCCCGGACCACACGAUCCGCGCGCUGGGGCACAUCGCGGUGGCCCUGAGGGACACACCGCGCGUCAUGGAGCCCAUCCUGCAGAUCCUGCAGCAGAAGUUCUGCCAGCCGCCAUCUCCGCUGGACGUGCUCAUCACCGACCAGCUGGGCUGCAUGGUCAUCACCGGCAACCAAUACAUUUACCAGGAGGUGUGGAAUCUGUUCCAGCAGAUCAGUGUGAAAGCCAGUUCUGUAGUUUACUCCACCAAAGACUACAAAGACCAUGGAUACCGGCACUGCUCCCUGGCUGUGAUAAACGCGUUGGCGAACAUCGCGGCUAACCUGCAGGGGGAGCAGCUGGUGGACGAGCUGCUGGUGAACCUGCUGGAGCUGUUCGUCCAGCUGGGCCUGGAGGGCAAGAGGGCCAGCGAGAGGGCCAGCGACAAGGGCCCCGCCCUGAAGGCCUCCAGCAGUGCGGGUAACCUGGGCGUGCUCAUUCCCGUCAUCGCUGUGCUGACCCGGAGGCUGCCCCUCAUUAAGGAGCCCAAGCCCAGGCUGCAGAAGCUGUUCCGGGACUUCUGGCUCUACUCCGUGGUCAUGGGCUUCGCUGUGGAGGGCUCUGGCUUGUGGCCAGAGGAGUGGUAUGAGGGGGUGUGUGAAAUCGCCACCAAGUCCCCCAUCCUCACCUUCCCCAGCGGAGAGCCACUGCGCUCUGAGCUGCAGUACAACUCCGCCCUGAAGAACGACACCGUCACCCCGGCGGAGCUGAAUGACCUGCGCAGCACCAUCGUCAACCUGCUGGACCCCCCGCCUGAGGUGGUGGCCCUGGUCAACAAGCUGGACUUCGCCAUGUCCACCUACCUGCUGUCCGUGUACCGCCUGGAGCACAUCAGAGUGCUCCGGUCCGCUGAUCCGGACCGGUUCCAGGUCAUGUUCCGAUACUUCCAGGACAAAGCCAUCCAGAAGGACAAGUCCGGUAUGAUGCAGUGUGUCAUCGCUGUUGGUGACAAGGUCUUUGACGUCUUCCUUCAGAUGAUGGUGGACAAGCCAAAGACCAAAGAGCAGGAGGCGGAGCUAGAACGCCAUGCCCAGUUCUUAUUGGUAAACUUUAACCACACCCACAAGCGGAUCCGCAGAGUGGCGGAUAAGUACCUCUCUGGCCUGGCUGAAACGUUUCCUCACCUGCUGUGGAGUGGUAGAGUGCUGAAGACCAUGUUGGAUAUCCUGCAGACGCUGUCUCUCUCUCUCAGUGCGGACAUCCAUAAGGACCAGCCAUACUACGACAUUCCGGACACUCCAUACCGGGUCACCGUGCCGGACACACAUGAGGCCAGAGAGAGCAUUGUAAAAGACUUCGCCGCUCGGUGUGGGGAGAUCCUGAAGGAGGCCAUGAAGUGGGCUUCCUCUGUUACCAAGUCCCACCUGCAGGAGUACCUGAAUAAGCACCAGAACUGGGUCUCAGGGCUGUCCCAGCACACGGGCCUGGCCAUGGCCACUGAGAGCAUCCUGCACUUCGCUGGGUACAACCGUCAGAGUACCUCCCUGGGGAUCACUCAGCUGACAGAGAGGCCGGCCUGCGUGAAGAAGGACUACUCCAACUUCAUGGCCUCACUGAACCUGCGCAACCGCUACACUGGAGAGGUGGCGGGCAUGCUGCAGUUCUCAGAGGUGACUCAGAGCUCGUCGGACCUGAACAGGCUGAUGAUGCGCCAGAUGGAUGAGGUUCUGGAGGCAGGGCUUCCUGAGGCCUUCACCCAGGCCAUGUUCAAGCUGGCGGCCCUGCUGAUCAGCACCAAGGACUGUGAGCCCCAGCUCCUGCACCAGCUCUGCUGGGCCCCGCUCAGGAUGUUCACCGAGCUCGGCAUGGAGGCUGCCAUCGCCUGCUGGGAGUGGUUCCUGGCGGCCCGCAACGGCAUGGAAGUCCCGUUUAUGCGCGAGAUGGCCGGAGCGUGGCAGAUGACAGUGGAGAGGAAGAUGGGGAUGUUUUCGGAGGCGCAGCUGGAAGCCGAUCCCCUCGCAGCCUCAGAGGAGAGCCAGCCCCUGCCCCGCCCCCCUGACGCCACCCCACACUUCAUCUGGAUAGAGUUCCUGGUGCAGCGCUUUGAGAUCGCUAAGUACUGCAGUGCUGACCAGGUGGAGGUGUUCGCUGGGCUCCUGCAGCGGAGUCUGUCUCUCAGCGUGGGCGGGGCCAAGAGCAGCAUCAACCGCCACGUCGCCGCCAUCGGGUCCCGCUUCAGGCUGCUCACGCUGGGCCUGGCUCUCCUCCACGCUGACGUGGUGAUGAACUCCACCAUCCGCAACGUCCUGCGUGAGAAGAUCUACUCCACUGCCUUCGACUACUUCAGCGUUGCGCCAAAGUUUCCCACGCAGGGAGAGAAGCGGCUUCGUGAGGACAUCAGCAUCAUGGUGAAGUUCUACGCCAGCGUGCUCUCCGACAAGAAGUACCUCACAGCCAACCAGCUGGUGCCCCCAGGUCUGAAUAACCAGGACCUCUCGGUGAACAGCCUAUCGGUGAUGAGUGGGACGGACUCCCGGAGCAGCCUGGACGUGGCGGUGGGCUCGCGGCAGCAGGGGGCGCAGGGCUGGAUCAACACCUACCCCCUGAGCAGUGGGCUGUCCACCAUCUCCAAGAAAUCAGGACUGUCUAAGAAGAGUAACAGAGGCACGCAGCUGCACAAGUACUACAUGAAGCGCCGAACCCUGCUGCUCGCCCUGCUGGCCAGUGAGAUCGAGCGCCUGACCACCUGGUACAACCCGCUGUCGGCCCAGGAGCUGGCCAUCCCCACCGAGCAGUCUGUGGAGACCAGCAUCGCCAACUGGAGGUCCAAGUACAUCAGCCUGAGCGACAAGCAGUGGAAGGACAACGUCAACCUGGCCUGGAGCAUCUCCGCCUACCUGGCUCUGCAGCUACCUGCACGGUUUAAGAACGCCGAGGCCAUUGUGACGGAGGUGACCCGGCUGGUCCGGCUGGACCCGGGCUCGGUCAGCGACGUCCCGGAGGCCGUGAAGUUCCUGGUGACCUGGCACACCAUCGACGCCGACUCCCCGGAGCUGAGCCACAUCCUGUGCUGGGCCCCCGCCGACCCCCCCACGGGCCUGUCCUACUUCUCCAGCAUGUACCCCCCCCACCCGCUCACCGCCCAGUACGGAGUCAAAGUGCUGCGCUCCUUUCCCCCGGAUGCCAUUUUAUUCUACAUCCCUCAGAUUGUUCAGGCCCUUCGGUAUGACAAGAUGGGCUAUGUGAGAGAGUACAUCCUGUGGGCUGCUCAGACCUCCCAGCUCCUGGCCCACCAGUUCAUCUGGAACAUGAAGACCAACAUCUUCCUGGACGAGGAGGGUCACCAGAAAGACCCGGACAUUGGGGAGCUCCUGGAGCAGAUGGUGGUGGAGAUCACCGGCUCUCUCUCCGGCCCCGCCAAGGACUUCUACCAGCGCGAGUUCGACUUCUUCAACAAGAUCACCAACGUCUCCGCCAUCAUCAAGCCCGUGCCGAAGGGGGAUGAGAGGAAGAGGGCGUGUCUGAAGGCGCUGGCUGAUAUUAAAGUGCAGCCAGGGUGUUAUCUGCCCAGUAACCCUGAGGCCAUUGUGCUGGACAUUGACUACAAGUCUGGGACCCCAAUGCAGAGCGCUGCCAAAGCUCCUUACCUGGCCAAGUUCAAGGUGAAGCGCUGUGGAGUGAGUGAGCUGGAGAAAGAGGGGCUGAGCUGUCGGGCGGACUCUCUGGACGAGGGGGAGGAGGAGAAGGGUGCGUCCCGCCGGGUGUGCUGGCAGGCGGCCAUCUUUAAGGUCGGGGACGACUGCAGACAGGACAUGCUGGCCCUGCAGAUCAUCGGCCUGUUCAAGAACAUCUUCCAGCUGGUGGGGCUGGACCUGUUCGUCUUCCCCUACAGGGUGGUGGCUACAGCGCCCGGGUGCGGCGUCAUUGAGUGCAUUCCAGACUGCAGGUCUCGGGACCAGCUGGGCAGGCAGACGGACUUCGGCAUGUACGACUAUUUCCGGAACCAGUACGGAGAUGAGUCCACACUGGCCUUCCAGAAGGCGCGGUAUAACUUCAUCCGCAGCAUGGCGGCCUACAGCCUGCUGCUGUUCCUGCUGCAGAUUAAGGAUCGGCACAACGGCAACAUCAUGCUGGACAGCAAGGGCCACCUGAUCCACAUCGAUUUCGGGUUCAUGUUUGAGAGCUCUCCGGGGGGUAAUCUGGGCUGGGAACCCGACAUCAAGCUGACGGACGAGAUGGUGAUGAUCAUGGGCGGGAAGAUGGAGGCCACGCCCUUCAAGUGGUUCAUGGAGAUGUGUGUGAGGGGUUACCUGGCCGUCAGGCCCUACAUGGACGCUGUGGUUUCCCUGGUGACGCUGAUGUUGGACACGGGGUUGCCCUGCUUCCGUGGGCAGACCAUAAAGCUGCUGAAGCAGCGCUUCAAUCCCAGUUUGAGUGAGAAAGAUGCAGCUGCCUUCAUCAUCAAAGUCAUCCAGAACUGCUUCCUCAGCAGCAGGAGUAAAACCUACGAUAUGAUUCAGUACUACCAGAACCAGAUCCCCUACUGAAGGAGGUGACACCAUCCCCCCCCCCCCCUCUCUCUCACUCUCUCUCAGAUCAUUUCUGUUACACUGUCACACUAGAAUCUGCGAUUAUGUGCACUUUAACCCCAUCAGCUGGUGACUCAAAUCGGUGUGCGUGUCUCGUGAGCGAGCGUUUCUGACCAACUUCUUUCUGGAAAGAAAAAAGAAGGCGAUUAUUCAUUUGUGUUUUUGCCAAUGUGAACAUACUGGAACACUGACGUCUGUUCUGGAAGAAAAAAACCGUAUUUCUUUGUGCUUGAAAGUGAAAAUGCUUAAACUGGCUGUAGAUCGUUGUUUUAAAAGCCUGUGUGACUGUGGCCAUGGCAGCUUAAGUACCGCUUACGUCUGGAAACUUCUGGAACCCUGUGUGCCAUAGCGCUCCUAAUCUCAUUUCCUUAGAUACUUGAGUGUUAAGUGAUCUAGUGUAAAGAAUGUUGCACUUUUUAUGCGUGUGUGUUAACGUGAUUAUGACACAAGAAUGACUGAAUCAAAUUUUGUAUCUCCUGUUGUUAUGGGAUCCACGUGCCAUUAAGUAUAUUUCAUAUAAUGAAAAAUCGUAAAUAAAGAGUUAAAUUAAAA